Molecule: messenger RNA, 1056 nt
Organism: Gekko japonicus
Lineage: Eukaryota; Metazoa; Chordata; Lepidosauria; Squamata; Gekkonidae
Product: C-factor-like
Exons: 6
Coding region: 43-813 (256 amino acids)
Source: RefSeq, a predicted model, not a curated record
UGGCUUUGCUAGUCGGACAACGGCAGACGACACAACACCACAAUGCUAAAUGUGCGCAGUGUCCUGGUGACGGGAUCCAACCGAGGCAUUGGCUUGAAGCUGGUCCAGCAACUGGCAGGGAAAAGCAAGGGGCCAGAAUGGGUCUUUGCCACCUGCCGGGACCCAGAGGGACCACGUGCCCAGGACCUGAAGAACUUGGCUGCCAAAUAUCGGUGUGUCAUAAUCCUCCAAAUGGAUACUAGUGACCCAUCCAGCAUCCAGGCUGCUGCAGCCAAAGUCACAGAACACCUGCAAGGAGCUGGGCUGAAUCUCCUCCUCAACAAUGCUGGGAUUCUAAGGCUAAGCACUCUGGAAUCGGAGACGGCAGAGGACAUGGCCGAGGUGUACAAAACCAAUGUGAUCGGGCCCAUGACAGUGACCCAGGCUUUCCUGCCCUUGCUGAGGAAGGCGUCUCAGGAAAGCCUCCAGAAAGGGAUGAGCUGCAGCAAAGCCGCCAUUGUCAACGUGUCCAGUGUUCUUGGAUCCAUCAACAAGCUUCAUGCGUGGGAUCAUGGACACGUCAUUAAUUACCGUUGCAGCAAGGCUGCUCUGAACAUGCUCACCCGGUGCCAGUCCCUGGGAUUUGCAGAAGAUGAGAUCCUGUGCGUUGCAUUGUAUCCCGGAUGGGUGCAGACGGACAUGGGAAAUGCAGCAGGACAACCCCCACUGACAGUGGACACAAGCGUGCGAGGAAUCCUUAACACCCUCGGCCGUCUCACUGAGAAAGACAAUGGCACUUUUGUGAACUGGGAGGGGGCAUCCUUGCCUUGGUGAGGCCCCAGCCCCUGCAUACUUGGAGAAGAAACAUCUCAUGCUCAAGGAGGGAAGUGACGGUGUGAUUUCCUGUGACUUCAUCUGCAAUAACUUUACCAUUAACUUGCUGAAAAGCCUAAUCUCUCUUUUCCUUACACACCAAGGCUGCACCGUUUUAUUUAGUGUAUAUGCAUUUAUCCUAUACAAAUAAUAAUAAUACCACUUUUAUUUAAGUGUACAUACAUUUGUCCCACCCAAGUACUA